This is a messenger RNA of Colletotrichum higginsianum IMI 349063, 1122 nucleotides long. RefSeq names its product DUF636 domain-containing protein. Gene Ontology annotation, molecular function: carbon-sulfur lyase activity. The transcript has a single exon. The record is from RefSeq and is a predicted model, not a curated record. Bases 1 to 1122 code for a protein of 373 amino acids. Lineage: Eukaryota; Fungi; Ascomycota; Sordariomycetes; Glomerellales; Glomerellaceae.
AUGGCCGACUCGAUUACCAUCAAGGCGCAGUGCCUGUGCAAGGAACACAUGUUCUCGGCAUCCCUGGCCGAAUCCGCCCUCCCGCUGAGAGCCGUGUGCUGCCAUUGCACCUCCUGCCGCCGCGUUACCGGGUCGCUGUACUCCAGCUGCGCGCCGUGGCCCAACCCUUCAGAAGACCUGUCCGGUCUCGACAAGUACUCGUACAGCAGGCACACCGACAUCUUCUUCUGCGGGGGCUGUUCCUCGAAGCUCUUCUGCCGCGUCGUCUCUACUCUGGGGCCGGCCGUCUACGUCGUGACCGGCGCGCUGGAGAACACGCCGGGUCUCGUCGAGUACAGCAGUCACAUGUUUGUCGGGGACACCGUCGACGGCGGCGCUUCUGUUUGGCUGCCGCCCGCCAAGAGAUGGAACGGGGGGCGCGGCAGCCAAGAGUUGUCGCUGGAGUCGUCGCCGGCGUCCAAGGGUUUAUUAUCGGCCUCGCCCCCCGCCGGGGCGAGAGCCUCCCCGUCCGCCACCCCCUUCCACUGCCAUUGCAGGGGCGUCCACCUCUCGCUCCGCAGCGCCGCCGAUCUCAAAGCGGAUCCGGCGGAAGUUUCAACGACAUCAUGCAUCAACCCGCAGUCGCUCAAGUUCAAGGCCAGCGCUGACUCGUGUGACUCGUGCCGCCUCACGUUCGGCUCAGAUGUGAAUGCCUGGGCCUUUGCUCCCCUAACCCACAUCGGCUUCGACGUGGCCGGCAACUCGUCCCCGGGUCUCCCCGAGUUCCCGCGAAGUCUCGCCGCGCUCAGGGGGGCGGUCACGGCAACCCGAAAUAGAGACGCCCGGCUGGGGACGCUGGCGGUCUACGACAGCUCUCCGGACGUCGAGCGGUACUUCUGCUCCAGGUGCGCCGCCAACGUCUUCUACGCCGUUCGUGACCGGGACGGCAUGGUGGACAUCGCGGUCGGGCUGCUGCAUCACCCGAACGGCGCUCGUGCCGAGGGGCUGCUCGCGUGGUCCUACGGCAAGGUCGGAUGGGAUGUGGACGCGGCUGGAGGAUGGCGAGAGGGAAUCGUGACUUCGGUGAAAUCUCUUUCGAGUGAAUGGAUGACCCCAGUCCGGGAGGGACAACACAUAGGAUGA